GAGAAAGUGAGAGGAUCUAGUGGCCUUUGAGCUGUGAUUUAGCUGUCUUUUUUUAUUUUGGAAAUUUCUUGUUUCUUACAAACUUAUAAAAAAUAUAAAAAAAAAUAAGCUCCUUUAUUCACACAACCCCAAAAUCCCCAAUCACAAAAAUAAAUUCAAACCUCUCUCUCCUCAAAUCUCAAAAUCCCCAUUUCCAUUAUCUCUUCUUCUCCACAAAUCUCCAUUUCUCCCAUCUCACAUUGCUCGAAAACACCAGUUCCAACCCCCUCAAAAAAAUUUAGAAAUAAAAAUUCCCAAAACCCCAUUUCACAUUUGCUUAAAGAUUCAAUCUUUGAGCAAAAAAAAAGAAGAAGCAUUCUUGAUUUUCAAAUGACUCAUAUGUGAGAUGAAGGAGAAAAAGCAAACACCCAUUUUGUCACUCAUCUUGUUACUCUCUUUCUUGUGUUCACUCUUUACUGCUCAACAAACAAAUGCUGAGUUUACAAUCUCUGAAUCUGGUCCUUUAACUGACUUCGAAGCUCAGUACAUCAAACACCGUCAAUUGUUGUACUACAGAGAUGAAUUUGGUGACAGAGGAGAAAAUGUAGAGAUAGAUCCAUCUUUAGUAUUUGAAAAUGAUAGGAUCAAGAAUGCUUACAUUGCUUUACAAGCAUGGAAACAAGCUAUCAUUUCAGAUCCCUUUAAUAUUACUGCCAAUUGGGUUGGUCCUAAUGUAUGUAGCUACACUGGUGUCUUCUGUGCACCUGCUUUGGAUAACCCAAAGAUACGUACAGUUGCUGGAAUUGACCUCAACCAUGGUGACAUUGCUGGGUAUUUGCCUGAAGAGCUUGGACUUGUGUCUGAUCUUGGAAUAUUUCACAUAAAUUCAAACCGUUUUUGUGGUACGAUACCUAAGAAGUUGAAGAACUUGAAGAUACUGUUCGAGUUAGAUCUGAGUAAUAAUCGGUUUGCUGGGAAGUUUCCUUAUGUUGUGUUGAGUUUGCCUAAGUUGAUUUUCUUGGAUAUUAGGUUCAAUGAGUUUGAAGGUAAUGUACCUUCUGAGCUGUUUGAUAAACCAUUGGAUGCUAUUUUUAUAAACCAUAAUCGGUUUGCAUUUGAGUUGCCUGAUAAUUUUGGGAAUUCGCCGGUUUCUGUUAUAGUAGUUGCAAGUAACAGAUUUCAUGGAUGUCUACCUGCGAGUAUUGGGAAUAUGAGUAAUUUAAAUGAGGCUAUUUUGAUGAAUAAUGGGUUGCGUUCUUGUUUGCCAACGGAGAUUGGGAUGCUGAAGAAUUUGACUGUGUUUGAUGUUAGUUUUAAUCAGUUGAUGGGUCCGUUGCCGGAGAGUUUUGGUGGACUGGUGAAUUUGGAGCAACUGAAUGUGGCACAUAAUAUGUUAUCUGGGAGAAUUCCAGAGAGUAUUUGUAAGCUUCCUAAGCUUGAGAAUUUUACGUAUUCCUAUAAUUUCUUUAGUGGUGAACCGAGUGUUUGUUUGGGAUUAUCGGAGUUUCAUGAUGAAAAGAAUUGUUUGGUGAAUAGGCCUUCACAAAGGAGUGCUGCUCAAUGCAAGGCCUUUUUGUCUAAAAGGAUACAUUGUAGUGCUUUUAAGUGUCGUAAGUUUGUUCCUGUUUUGCCUCCGCCUCCUGUCGUCGUGCCCAUUUCUCCCCCUCCAUCGCCCGUCUAUUCGCCUCCGCCACCACCAGUUUAUAAUCCUCCUUCACCUUCACCACCACCACCACCACUUCCUCCAUCGCCUCCUCCGCCCGUUUAUUCACCUCCUCCGCCUCCUCCGUCACCUCCACCUCCCGUUUAUUCACCUCCUCCGCCUCCUCCGUCACCUCCACCUCCCGUUUAUUCACCUCCACCUCCUCCUCCACCCCCACCACCUGUUUAUUCGCCACCACCUCCUCCACCCCCACCACCUGUUUAUUCGCCACCACCUCCUCCACCACCUGUUUACUCGCCACCACCACCACCAUCACCUCCUCCUCCAUCACCAUUACCUUAUUGUGUACGCUCACCACCACCUCCACCACCUGUAUACAUAUACUCAUCACCUCCACCACCAAAUUCACCUCCUCCACCAGUAUACUCCUCCCCUCCACCGCCUCCUUUGCCUCCACCUCCAUCCCCGGUACCUUGUAUAGAACCCCCACCCCCACCCCCUCCUUGCAUAGAGCCACCUCCAUCACCAUCUCCUCCACCACCACCCGUUUACCACUACAACUCCCCGCCCCCACCAUCACCCUCACCACCGCCACCAUCACCUGUGUACUACUACAAUUCUCCUCCCCCUCCCUCACCGCCACCAGCACCGGUCUACGAAGGUCCGUUACCACCAGUAAUAGGAGUUUCAUAUGCAUCACCACCACCACCACCCUUUUAUUAAUUCUUUCACAAAUAUUUCCACUAACUCAUCCUCAAGAAAACCACAAAAAAUUGUCCUACAAUUAUUAUUCCCUCAACUCUUUUCCCCCUCAAGCCCAUUAACUAAAUCGAGCUAGUACGUGAUCAUCGCGAAACGUAUCAAACAAAAUGGUGUGGCAGAACGAAAGAACGAGGAGAGUAAAGAGGAGAAAGAUUCAUUGGUUAUGAAUAGAUUGAAAGUUGUGGAGAUGAAUAAAUUGGCAAAGAAAAAGAUUGAAACUUUGCAAGAAAGUAUAUGUAUAGAGAUCAUAAUCUUGGUUCUUUCUAUUUUGUGAGUUUAUUGUUAUUAUUAUCUUUUAUUAGCAUUUUUAGUUGAUCAUACUUUGGUUUUCUUUGUAAUUUUUUUUUCUUUUUUUGGUUCUUCCAAAUUAUAGUAUAAUGAUGAGCAUUUUAUGUUUUACUUGUA
This is a messenger RNA of Capsicum annuum, 2809 nucleotides long. RefSeq names its product leucine-rich repeat extensin-like protein 4. Gene Ontology annotation, molecular function: protein binding. The record is from RefSeq and is a predicted model, not a curated record. The transcript has a single exon. Bases 386 to 2365 code for a protein of 659 amino acids. Lineage: Eukaryota; Viridiplantae; Streptophyta; Magnoliopsida; Solanales; Solanaceae.